Colossoma macropomum (tambaqui) is the source of this 4032-nucleotide messenger RNA. It is a transcript of the gene ahi1, whose product is annotated as Abelson helper integration site 1. The record is from RefSeq and is a predicted model, not a curated record. The transcript has 27 exons. Gene Ontology annotation, molecular function: protein binding. Gene Ontology annotation, biological process: motile cilium assembly. Gene Ontology annotation, cellular component: ciliary basal body. The coding region runs from base 133 to 3786 and encodes 1217 amino acids. NCBI's taxonomy places the organism in Eukaryota, Metazoa, Chordata, Actinopteri, Characiformes, Serrasalmidae.
CUAAAACUUGUUUAUUGUUGGCUGCCAUCGCAACGACUCCAUGGCUAACGGACUCCAAACAUUUACAAAAGGGAUGGUUAAGUUUUCAGGGGUCUUUUGUGUACAGAAUGAAUUUACUCCCAGUGUUUGAGAAUGCCUGCAGGUCAGAUUGAUGUGAGAGCAAAGACGAAAGCCCGCUUUGACGAGGUGUUGAAGAGAUACACAAACCCUCCCUCAGAGAAAAAAAGGUCCAAACAGCAAGUUGUCGAAUUGCAGGAGAAUGUUGUGCUUCACACUUUGAGCAGAAACUUAGAUUUGAGUAAAACCACUGAAGAAGAUGAGACCAUUCUUAAUAACACAUAUGACCCUGCACUGGGUAGCCCAAGAUUUACUAAGAACAGGCGCAGAGAGGUGGAGGUGUCAGAGAAGGCCAACGUCAGCAAUAAUGUAAAUGAUGAGAAAUCCCCACUGACCUCAGGGAAGAAGAAGAGUAAAAGGAAACUGCCUCCUCCACCACCUGUUCAAGAUGAAGAAGACAGAAAUGCUGGGAAGGCCGAAACAAAAGUUACUAUUGAACCAGAUUUGGGGCAGAAUAGAAAGGGUAAAAGAGGAAAGAGCAGAGGAGGAGAAGGUGAUGGUGCACAGAAAGUAGAGUCUGAGCCUGAAGAUGAUCUUCUUCAGGAAUAUCAGCAGCAGAUCACACGGGAGGAGGAGAGGGCUCUUAAGAAGACCACUCAAAAGAAACACAGUGAAAAGUUGCCCAAAAGUGAAGAAGUUUUGGUAUUAAACAAUGAGCUUGGUAAGAAGAAGAAAAAGAAGAAGAACCUAAGAGCGAGUGAUGAAGAUGAAAGCCAUUCUGAAUUAACAACUGACAAGAAAUCAAAGGAAAGUAUUCAAGGUGAUGCUGUAGAGGAGGACAAAGUAGAUGCAGUAAAACCCAAAGAGAAAAAGAAGAAGAAAAGAAAGGAAGUUAUAGUUGAGGACAGUCAGGCGGAGGUGGAGGCUUCUCAGAGGCGGGCCUUUGAUGACAGCCUGGUGCUGGGAGUUUACAUUCACCGUACAGACCGGCUCAAGACUGACCUUCUGGUGUCCCACCCCAUGGUAAAAGUCCAUGUUGUGGACGAGAUCACUGGACAGUAUGUGAAGAAAGAGGACAGCCAUCGUCGAGUCUCUUCUUUCUAUGAACAAGAGAAUGUUGAGCACAUCCUGCCAAUCAUAUCUCAGCCUUUUGACUUCAAGAAAAACAAGUCAACGGUCCCAGAAUGGGAGGAGCAGAUCAUCUUCAAUGAGAGAUUUGGUUAUUUCCUUCAUGACAGUGAGGAGUGUCCACAGGUGAUCCUCUUUUUUGAGAUUCUUGACUUCGUCAGCAUGGAAGAGGCAAGAGCAAAUGUCUCUGCUGAUCAGCAUGAGCGUGGAUUUCGUAAAAUUGCUUGGGCUUUUUUGAAGCUUGUAGGAACCAAUGGUGUGAUGAACAUUGACAGCAAACUGCGUCUCCAGCUGUACAGCCCUCCUCCUAGAGCGAAAAAGGUCCCACAAACAGUCGAAGUGUUUCAGUGGUGGUCAAAGUUUCCUAGGAACAGAUAUACCUCAACUCUCUACGUCACAGUGAAAGGCCUCAAACUACCUGAACACGUAGAUCCCAGUAUCCGCUCAAUGAUGGCUCUACAGCAAGAGAGGGGCAGCACCUCGUACAGUGAGCUCCACACUGAACUUACCCAGAAAACCUCCACACAACUGUUGGAGAGCAAAUCAGAGGCUAUUAAGUGGAGUCGCGUGCCUGGACAGGUAUGUCGCAUUCCAAACAAGCCAAUGCUGUCAUUCCGUGGAGGCCAGAUGGGUUGCUUUACUCUACGCUUCUCUUAUGACGGCAGAGCCUUGGCUGCUGCUUGCGCAGACAGAGAUGCUUUCCCCAUUGUAGUGUAUGAGAUACCUUCAGGCAAAGUCUUGGCGUCUUUUAAUGGCCACCUCAGUAUUGUCUACGAUCUCUGCUGGACCAGAGAUGACAGAUGCCUGCUCUCAGCAUCAUCUGAUGGAACGGUCAGAGUGUGGAACAUUGAAAGACUCCAGGGUCUUGCUCAGAAGAUUCUCCCUCACCCGUCAUUUGUGUACUGUGCUCAGUACCACCCACACGCCCAGAGCCUGGUGGUUACGGGUGGUUAUGACGGCCUGCUCCGGUUGUGGAAUUUAGAUGUAAAAGAUGUGAAUGGGCAACUCCUGCAAGAGUUUGAGGGACACAAGUCUUUCAUCAAUGUGCUGUGCUUUGACAAUGAAGGAACCAGGCUGUUUUCUGCAGACAAUGCUGGCAUGAUUAUUGUGUGGACUACUAAAAUUGAGGAUCUGUCACGUCAUUGGAAAAUUGAGAAGGAAAUAAAGGAAAGCGAUCUGAAUGGAAUUCCCAUCAACUCAUUAGAAGUGCACCCAAAUGGAAGGCGUCUUCUAAUUCAUGCCAAAGACAGCGUUUUGAGAGUGAUGGAUUUGAGAAUUUUUGCUGUAAAGAAAUACAUUGGUGCCACAAACUACAGAGAGAGGAUCAACAGUACCUUCACUCCAUGUGGAAGCUUCAUCUUCUCUGGCAGUGAGGAUGGACUUGCCUAUGUGUGGAAUGCUGAGACAGGUGAUCAGGUGGCUGUGUACUCAGAGCUAUGUUAUCCAGUCGCUCUCAGAAGUGUGGCUUUCCAUCCCCAUGAACACAUGGUGGCUUUCUGUGCCUUUGGGCAAAAUCAACCAAUACAUUUAUAUUUGUAUGACCGGAAAGUUUCCCAGUUGGACCUGGAGAGUGUGAGAGGGCUGAACAGGUCUGAGACUGUUGAUAAUAAAACAGCCAGGAAUCAGUCCGAGCUGCUGCCAUUCCAGGAUACCUCAGCCUCCGGGGUGGACCGUUUUGCUAGUGCUGCUCGCAUGUCCCUCAAGAUGCAGCGUGUUAAACAGAAACUAGACUCAGUUCUGGAGCCAUAUCGCAACCCUUCUGGCAUAGAGUACUACUAUGAACAGGGAAGCAUGUCUCAGCUGGGCAGGGAGCUCACCCAAGAGGCAAGUAGCAGUGGUUUAAAAAAUAGCAUGAAUAUGUCUCUUCCUCCUCCAUCUCUGUUGUCCCCUCACUCCAAGCUACAGCUGUCCAGUUCACUCAGUGCCCAGCUUAUUCCUCAGGCCACACUCAGCUCACAAACCUAUGGAUUCAGUGCUUUGGGUCAACCUAUUAGAAGAGCUCCAUUCCUAAGGCAAAGGAGUCUACCAGAUUAUGAAUUUCCUCAACAAGUUGAGAAUGACCUGGCAGAAGUCCAGCAGACGGUUGUAUCAUUGUACGAUUACAUCGCCAAUCGAUCUGAUGAGCUGACAGUACAACGUGGUGAUGUGAUCCAUGUGCUGUAUAAAGAUAAUGACAGUUGGUGGUUUGGUUGCUUAGCCAAUGGACAAAAGGGCUACUUCCCCGCUGCCUAUGUAGCUGAUGAAAAGGGGUUUGAUGAAGAGUUGUCAAGGGCUAUAGAGAUGCAACCUGGACCCUCAGAGCAAAUGAGUCAUGGACUGGACAGAUCCACGACGACAAAGAUGUCUGCAGCCAUCAGUGCCUCUGGAGAGCUGAAGAUCAUUUCUGAGCAGGACACUGAUGCUGAGGCACCUGCUGCAAAGACCAAAAAGAAGAAAAAGGUAAAGAAAAGUGAGAUCACGUACGAUCUAUCUCAGACCCCAUCAUCAGAUCCUGAAGCUCCUAUACCAUUUACUAGAAAAAGGAGACCUCUUCCAAGGUUAGGUCACACCAACACUGCUUUUGAACCAUCUGCUGCAGAUCAGGAGCAAGGACCAGACUGAUAUAAUAUUCAUUGCUGAGGAUAAGGGAUUUAUAUGCAUAUUGAUAUCAAGAAUAUGCUUAUUCAUUUAUUUUUGUAGUUAAGCCUUAUAUCUGAAUGUAUUUUGUAAUUUUAUAAUGGAUUUUUUAAUAACUAGUUUUACAAAAGAGAUUUAUUAUGUUUCUUUUUAAAAACAUUGAUCAUUGAUGUAAUAUUUAUUUGUGUAAAUAUUUGAUAUAACAUAUCUGUAAAAAAAUUUAAUAAAUAC